GCUGUUCCAACAACUGUAAGCAGCACAAGUGAAGCCAGCACCUCUACAACUGAAGUCACUUCAACAAGUACAGAACCUAGCACCACAAGUGAAACCAGCGCAACAACAAGCAGUACUGAAGCCAGCACAACAGCUACAGAAAGCACCACAGCUGUUCCAACAACUGUAAGCAGCACAAGUGAAGCCAGCACCUCUACAACUGAAGCUACAUUUACAUCCACAGUUGCAGACACAACAACCUCAACAAUUGGCAGCACGGAGUCCUCCACUGUCAGCAGCACUACCGCUGAAGUCACUUCAACAAGUACAGAACCUAGCACCACAAGUGAAACCAGCGCAACAACAAGCAGUACUGAAGCCAGCACAACAGCUACAGAAAGCACCACAGCUGUUCCAACAACUGUAGCCAGCACAACAGCUACAGAAAGCACCACAGCUGUUCCAACAACUGUAAGCAGCACAAGUGAAGCCAGCACCUCUACAACUGAAGCUACAUUUACAUCCACAGUUGCAGACACAACAACCUCAACAAUUGGCAGCACGGAGUCCUCCACUGUCAGCAGCACUACCGCUGAAGUCACUUCAACAAGUACAGAACCUAGCACCACAAGUGAAACCAGCGCAACAACAAGCAGUACUGAAGCCAGCACAACAGCUACAGAAAGCACCACAGCUGUUCCAACAACUGUAAGCAGCACAAGUGAAGCCAGCACCUCUACAACUGAAGCUACAUUUACAUCCACAGUUGCAGACACAACAACCUCAACAAUUGGCAGCACGGAGUCCUCCACUGUCAGCAGCACUACCGCUGAAGUCACUUCAACAAGUACAGAACCUAGCACCACAAGUGAAACCAGCGCAACAACAAGCAGUACUGAAGCCAGCACAACAGCUACAGAAAGCACCACAGCUGUUCCAACAACUGUAAGCAGCACAAGUGAAGCCAGCACCUCUACAACUGAAGCUACAUUUACAUCCACAGUUGCAGACACAACAACCUCAACAAUUGGCAGCACGGAGUCCUCCACUGUCAGCAGCACUACCGCUGAAGUCACUUCAACAAGUACAGAACCUAGCACCACAAGUGAAACCAGCGCAACAACAAGCAGUACUGAAGCCAGCACAACAGCUACAGAAAGCACCACAGCUGUUCCAACAACUGUAAGCAGCACAAGUGAAGCCAGCACCUCUACAACUGAAGCUACAUUUACAUCCACAGUUGCAGACACAACAACCUCAACAAUUGGCAGCACGGAGUCCUCCACUGUCAGCAGCACUACCGCUGAAGUCACUUCAACAAGUACAGAACCUAGCACCACAAGUGAAACCAGCGCAACAACAAGCAGUACUGAAGCCAGCACAACAGCUACAGAAAGCACCACAGCUGUUCCAACAACUGUAAGCAGCACAAGUGAAGCCGUUGCAGACACAACAACCUCAACAAUUGGCAGCACGGAGUCCUCCACUGUCUUGCAGACACAACAACCUCAACAAUUGGCAGCACGGAGUCCUCCACUGUCAGCAGCACUACCGCUGAAGUCACUUCAACAAAACUUACAGAACCUAGCACCACAAGUGAAACCAGCGCAACAACAAGCAGUACUGAAGCCAGCACAACAGCUACAGAAAGCACCACAGCUGUUCCAACAUUACACAGCUACUGCAGGACCAACCUCUGUCAGCAGCACUACCGCUGAAGUCACUUCAACAAGUACAGAACCUAGCACCACAAGUAAAAUAAGCGCAACAACAAGCAGUACUGAAGCCAGUACAACAGCUACAGAAAGCACCACAGCUGUUCUAACGACUGACAGCAGCACAAGUGCAACCAGCACCUCUACAACUGAAACUACAUUUACAUCCACAGUUGCAGACACGACAACCUCAACAAUUGGCAGCACGGGGUCCUCCACUGUCAGCAGCUCUACCGCUGAAGUCACUUCAACAAGUACAGAACCUAGCACCACAAGUGAAACCAGCGAAACAACAAGCAGUACUGAAGCCAGUACAACAGCUACAGAAAGCACCACAGCUGUUCCAACAACUGUAAGCAGCACAAGUGAAGCCAGCACCUCUACAACUGAAGAUACAAGUACAUCCACAGUUGCAGACACAACAACCUCAACAAUUGGCAGCACGGAGUCCUCUACUGUCAGCAGCACUACCGCUGAAGUCACUUCAACAAGUACAGAACCUAGCACAACAAUUGAAAACAGCGCAACAACGAGCAGUACUGAAGCCAGCACAACAGCUACAGAAAGCACCACAGAUGUUACAACGACUGACAGCAGCACAAGUGAAGCCAGCACCUCUACAACUGAAGCUACAUUUACAUCCACAGUUGCAGAUACAACAACAUCAACAAUUGGCAGCACGGAGUCCUCCCCUGUCAGCAGCACUACCGCUGAAAACACUUCAACAAGUACAGAACCUAGCACCACAAGUGAAAUCAGCGAAACAACUAGCAGUACUGAAGCCAGCAACACGGCUACAGAAGGAACCACAGCUGUUCCAACAACUGUAAGCAGCACAAGUGAAGCCAGCACCUCUACAACUGAAGCUACAUUUAUAUUCACAGUUGCAGACACAACAGCCUCAACAAUUGGCAGCACAGAGUCCUCCACUGUCAGCAGAACUACCACAGAAAUUAUUUCAACAAGUACAGAACCUAGCACAACAAGUGAAACCAGCGAAACAACAAGCAGUACUGAAGCCAGUACAACAGCUACAGAAAGCACCACAGCUGUUCCAACAACUGUAAGCAGCACAAGUGAAGCCAGUACCUCUACAACUGAACCUACAUUUACAUCCACAAUUGCAAACACGACAGCCUCAAUAAUUGGCAGCACGGAGUCCUCCACUGUCAGCAGCUCUACCGCUGAACUUUCUUCAACAAGUACAGAACCUAGCACAACAACUGAAACCAGCGCAACAACAAGCAGUACUGAAGCCAGCACAACAGCUACAGAAAGAACCACAGCUGUUCCAACAACUGUAAGCAGCACAAGUGAAGCCAGCACCUCUACAACUGAAGCUACAUUUACAUCCACAAUUGCAGACACGACAGCCUCAAUAAUUGGCAGCACGGAGUCCUCUACUGUCAGCAACACAGCCGCUGAAGUCAUUUCAACAAGUACAGAACCUAGCACCACAAGUGAAACCAGCGCAACAACAACCAGUACUGAAGCCAGCACAACAGCAACAGAAAGCACCACAGCUGUUACAACGACUGACAGCAGCACAAGUGAAGCCAGCACCUCUACAACUGAAGCUACAUUUACAUCCACAGUUGCAGACACAACAGCCUCAACAAUUGGCAGCACGGAGUCCUCUACUGUCAGCAGCACUACCGCUGAAGUCCCUUCAACAAGUACAGUACCUAGCACUACAAUUGAAACCAGCGCAACAACAAGCAGUACUGAAGCCAGCACAACAGCUACAGAAAGCACCAGACCUGUUUCAACGACUGACAGCAGCACAAUUGAAACUACAUUUACAUCAACAGUUGCAGACACAACAGCCUCAACAAUUGGCAGCACGGAGUCCUCCACAGUCAGCAGCACAGCCGCUGAAGUCAUUUCAACAAGUACAGAACCUAGCACCACAAGUGAAACCAGCGCAACAACAAGCAGUACUGACGCCAGCACAACAGCUACAGAAAGCACCAUAGCUGUUUCAACGACUGACAGAAGCACAUUUGAAACAACAUUUACAUCCACAGUUGCAGACACAACAACCUCAACAAUUGGCAGCACGGAGUCCUCCACAGUAAGCAGCACUGCCUCUGAAGUCACUUCAACAAGUACUGAACCUAGUACCACAAGUAAAACCAGCGCAACAACAAGCAGUACUGAAGCCAGCAUAACACCUACAGAAAGCACCAGAGCUGUUACAACGACUGACAGCAGCACAAGUGAAGCCAGCACCUCUACAACUGAAGCUACAUUUAAAUCCACAGUUGCAGAUACAACAACAUCAACAAUUGGCAGUACGGAGUCCUCCCCUGUCAGCAGCACUACCGCUGAAGUCACUUCAACAAGUACAGAACCUAGCACCACAAGUAAAAUCAGUGAACCAACAAGCAGUACUGAAACCAGCAACACAGCUACAGAAGGAACCACAGCUGUUCCAACAACUGUAAGCAGCACAAGUGAAGCCAGCACCUCUACAACUGAAGCUACAUUUACAUCCACAGUUGCAGACACAACAGCCUCAACAAUUGGCAGCACAGAGUCCUCCACUGUCAGCAGCACUACUACAGAAAUUAUUUCAACAAGUACAGAACCUAGCACCACAAGUGAAACCAGCGAAACAACAAGCAGUACUGAAGCCAGUAUAACAGCUACAGAAAGCACCACAGCUGCUUCAACAACUGUAAGCAGCACAAGUGAAGCCAGCACCUCUACAACUGAAGCUACAAGCACAUCCACAGUUGCAGACACACCAACUUCAACGCCAGUCAGCACGGAGUCCUCCACGUUCAGCAGCACUUCCGCUGAAGUCACUUCAACAAGUACAGAACCUAGCACCACAAGUGAAACCAGCGCAACAACAAGCAGUACUGAAGCCAGCACAACAGCUACAGAAAGCACCACAGCUGUUUCAACGACUGACAGCAGCACAAUUGAAACUACAUUUACAUCCACAGUUGCAGACACAAGAACCUCAAUAAUUGGCAGCACGGCGUCCUCCACUAUCAACAGCAUAGCCGCUGAACUCACUUCAACAAGUACAGAGCCUAGCACAACUGAAACCAGUGAAACAACAAGCAGUACUGAAGCCAGCACAACAGCUACAGAAAGCACAACAGCUGUUCAAACAACUGUAAGCAGCACAAGUGAAGCCAGCACCUCUACAACUGAAGCUACAUUUACAUCCACAGUUGCAGACACGACAGCCUCAAUAAUUGGCAGCACGGAGUCCUCCACUGUCAGCAGCACUGCCGCUGAAGUCACUUCAACAAGUACAGAACCUAGCACCACAAGUGAAACCAGCGAAACAACAAGCAGUACUGAAGCCAGUACAACAGCUACAGAAAGCACCACAGCUGUUCCAACAACUGUAAGCAGCACAAGUGAAGCCAGCACCUCUACAACUGAAGUUACAUUUACAUCCACAGUUGCAGACACAACAACCUCAACAAUUGGCAGCACGGAGUCCUCUACUGUCAGCAGCACUACCGCUGAAGUCACUUCAACAAGUACAGUACCUAACACUACAAUUGAAACCAGCGCAACAACAAGCAGUACUGAAGCCAGCACAACAGCUACAGAAAGCACCACAGCUGUUUCAACGACUGACAGCAGCAGAAUUGAAACUACAUUUACAUCAACAGUUGCAGACACAACAACCUCAACAAUUGGCAGCACGGAGUCCUCCACUGUCAGCAGCACAGCCGCUGAAGUCACUUCAACAAGUACAGAACCUAGCACCACAAGUGAAACAAGCGCAACAACAAGCAGUACUGACGCCAGAACAACAGCUACAGAGAGCACCAGAGCUGUUUCAACGACUGACAGCAGCACAAUUGAAACUACAUUUACAUCCACAGUUGCAAACACAACAACCUCAACAAUUGGCAGCACGGAGUCCUCCACAGUCAGCAGCACUGCCUCUGAAGUCACUUCAACAAGUACAGAACCUAGCACCACAAGUGAAACCAGCGCAACAACAAGCAGUACUGAAGCCAGCACAACAGCUACAGAAAGCACCACAGCUGUUCCAACAACUGACAGCAGCACAAGUGAAGCCAGCACCUCUACAACUGAAGCUACAUUUACAUCCACAGUUGCAGAUACAACAACAUCAACAAUUGGCAGCACGGAGUCCUCCCCUGUGAGCAGCACUACUGCUGAAGUCACUUCAACAAGUACAGAACCUAGCACCACAAGUGAAAUCAGUGAAACAACAAGCAGGACUGAAGCCAGCAACAAUGCUUCAAAAGGAACCACAGCUGUUCCAACAACUGUAAGCAGCACAAGUGAAGCCAGCACCUCUACAACUGAAGCUACAUUUACAUCCACAGUUGCAGACACAACAGCCUCAAUAAUUGGCAGCACGGAGUCCUCCUCUGUCAGCAGCACAGCCGCUGAACUCACUUCAACAAGUACAGAACCUAGCACAACAACUGAAACCAGCGCAACAACAAGCAGUACUGAAGCCAGCACAACAGCUACAGAAAGCACAACAGCUGUUCCAACAACUGUAAGCAGCACAAGUGAAGCCAGCACCUCUACAACUGAAGCUACAUUUACAUCCACAGUUGCAGACACGACAACAUCAACAAUUGGCAGCAAGGUUACUGAAGCCAGUACAACAGCUACAGAAAGCACCACAGCUGUUCCAACAACUGUAAGCAGCACAAGUGAAGCCAUCACCUCUGCAACUGAAGCUACAUUUACAUCCACAGUUGCAGACACAACAGCCUCAACAAUUGGCAGCACGGAGUCCUCCACUGUCAGCAGUACUACUACAGAAAUUAUUUCAACAAGUACAGAACGUAGCACCACAAGUGAAACCAGCGAAACAACAAGCAGUACUGAAGCCAGUACAACAGCUACAGAAAGCACCACAGCUGUUUCAACGACUGACAGCAGCACAAGUGAAGCCAGCACCUCUACAACUGAAGCUACAUUUACAUCCACAGUUGCAGACACAACAGCCUCAACAAUUGGCAGCACGGAGUCCUCUACUGUCAGGAGCACUACCGCUGAAGUCACUUCAACAAGUACAGUACCUAGCACCACAAGUGAAACCAGUGCAACAACAAGCAGUACUGAAGCCAGCACAACAGCUACAGAAAGCACCAUAGCUGUUUCAACGACUGACAGCAGCACAUUUGAAACAACAUUUACAUCCACAGUUGCAGACACAACAACCUCAACAAUUGGCAGCACGGAGUCCUCCACAGUAAGCAGCACUGCCUCUGAAGUCACUUCAACAAGUACUGAACCUAGUACCACAAGUAAAACCAGCGCAACAACAAGCAGUACUGAAGCCAGCAUAACAGCUACAGAAAGCACCACAGCUGUUACAACGACUGACAGCAGCACAAGUGAAGCCAGCACCUCUACAACUGAAGUUACAUUUACAUCCACAGUUGCAGAUACAACAACAUCAACAAUUGGCAGUACGGAGUCCUCCCCUGUCAGCAGCACUACCGCUGAAGUCACUUCAACAAGUACAGAACCUAGCACCACAAGUAAAAUCAGUGAAACAACAAGCAGUACUGAAACCAGCAACACGGCUACAGAAGGAACCGCAGCUGUUCCAACAACUGUAAGCAGCACAAGUGAAGCCAGUACCUCUACAACUGAAGCUACAAGCACAUCCACAGUUGCAGACACACCAACUUCAACGCCAGUCAGCACGGAGUCCUCCACUGUCAGCAGCACUACUACAGAAAUUAUUUCAACAAGUACAGAACCUAGCACCACAAGUGAAACCAGCGAAACAACAAGCAGUACUGAAGCCAGUACAACAGCUACAGAAAGCACCACAGCUGUUCCAACAACUGUAAGCAGCACAAGUGAAGCCAGCACCUCUACAACUGAAGCUACAUUUACAUCCACAGUUGCAGACACAACAGCCUCAACAAUUGGCAGCACGGAGUCCUCCACUGUCAGCAGCACAGCCGCUGAAGUCAUUUCAACAAGUACAAAACCUAGCACCACAAGUGAAACGAGCGCAACAACAAGCAGUACUGACGCCAGCACAACAGCUACAGAAAGCACCACAGCUGUUUCAACGACUGACAGCAUCACAAUUGAAACUACAUUUACAUCCACAGUUGCAGACGCAAGAACCUCAACAAUUGGCAGCACGGAGUCCUCCACAGUCAGCAGCAUUGCCUCUGAAGUCACUUCAACAAGUACAGAACCUAGUACCACAAGUAAAACCAGCGCAACAACAAGCAGUACUGAAGCCAGCAUAAUAGCUACAGAAAGCACCACAGCUGUUACAACGACUGACAGCAGCGCAAGUGAAGCCAUCACCUCUACAACUGAAGCUACAUUUACAUCCACAGUUGCAGACACAACAGCCUCAAUAAUUGGCAGCACGGAGUCCUCCACUGUCAACAGCACAGCCGCUGAACUCACUUCAACAAGUACAGAGCCUAGCACAACUGAAACCAGUGAAACAACAAGCAGUACUGAAGCCAGCACAACAGCUACAGAAAGCACAACAGCUGUUCCAACAACUGUAAGCAGCACAAGUGAAGCCAGCACCUCUACAACUGAAGCUACAUUUACAUCCACAGUUGCAGACACACCAACUUCAACGCCAGUCAGCACGGAGUCCUCUACUGUCAGCAGCACUACCGCUGAAGUCACUUCAACAAGUACAAUACCUAGCACUACAAUUGAAACCAGCGCAACAACAAGCAGUACUGAAGCCAGCACAACAGCUACAGAAAGCACCAGACCUGUUUCAACGACUGACAGUAGCACAAUUGCAACUACAUUUACAUCAACAGUUGCAGACACAACAACCUCAACAAUUGGCAGCAUGGAGUCCUCCACUGUCAGCAGCACAGCCGCUGAAGUCAUUUCAACAAGUACAGAACCUAGCACCACAAGUGAAACCAGCGCAACAACAAGCAGUACUGAAGCCAGCACAACAGCUACAGAAAGCACCACAGCUGUUUCAACGACUGACAGCAGCACAAUUGAAACAACAUUUUCAUCCACAGUUGCAGACACAAGAACCUCAACAAUUGGCAGCACGGUGUCCUCCACUGUCAGCAGCACUGCCGCUGAAGUCACUUCAACAAGUACAGAACCUAGCACCACAAGUAAAACCAGUGAAACAACAAGCAAUACUGAAGCCAGCAACAAUGCUACAGAAGGAACCACAGCUGUUCCAACAACUGUAAGCAGCACAAGUGAAGCCAGCACCUCUACAACUGAAGCUACAUUUACAUCCACAGUUGCAGACACAACAGCCUCAACAAUUAGCAGCACAGAGUCCUACACUGUCAGCAGCACUACUACAGAAAUUAUUUCAAAAAGUACAGAACCUAGCACCACAAGUGAAACCAGCGAAACAACAAGCAGUACUGAAGCCAGUACAACAGCUACAGAAAGCACCACAGCUGUUCCAACAACUGUAAGCAGCACAAGUGAAGCCAGCACCUCUACAACUGAAGUUACAUUUACAUCCACAGUUGCAGACACAACAACCUCAACAAUUGGCAGCACGGAGUCCUAUACUGUCAGCAGCACUACCGCUGAAGUCACUUCAACAAGUACAGAACCUAACACUACAAUUGAAACCAGCACAACAACAAGCAGUACUGAAGAAAGCACAACAGCUACAGAAAGCACCAGAGCUGUUUCAACGACUGACAGCAGCACAAGUGAAACUACAUUUACAUCAACAGUUGCAGACACAACAACCUCAACAAUUGGCAGCACGGAGUCCUCCACUGUCAGCAGCACAGCCGCUGAAGUCAUUUCAACAAGUGCAGAACCUAGCACCACAAGUGAAACCAGCGCAACAACAAGCAGUACUGACGCCAGCACAACAGCUACAGAAAGCACCAGAGCUGUUUCAACGACUGACAGCAGCACAAUUGAAACUACAUUUACAUCCACAGUUGCAGACACAACAACCUCAACAAUUGGCAGCACGGAGUCCUUGACAGUAAGCAGCUCUGCCUCUGAAGUCACUUCAACAAGUACUGAACCUAGUACCACAAGUAAAACCAGCGCAACAACAAGCAGUACUGAAGCCAGCAUAACAGCUACAGAAAGCACCAGAGCUGUUACAACGACUGACAGCAGCACAAGUGAAGCCAGCACCUCUACAACUGAAGCUACAUUUAAAUCCACAGUUGCAGAUACAACAACAUCAACAAUUGGCAGUACGGAGUCCUCCCCUGUCAGCAGCACUACCGCUGAAGUCACUUCAACAAGUACAGAACCUAGCACCACAAGUAAAAUCAGUGAAACAACAAGCAGUACUGAAACCAGCAACAAGGCUACAGAAGGAACCACAGCUGCUCCAACAACUGUAAGCAGCACAAGUGAAGCCAGCACCUCUACAACUGAAGCUACAUUUACAUCCACAGUUGCAGACACAACAGCCUCAAUAAUUGGCAGCACGGAGUCCUCCUCUGUCAGCAGCACAGCCGCUGAACUCACUUCAACAAGUACAGAACCUAGCACAACAACUGAAACCAGCGCAACAACAAGCAGUACUGAAGCCAGCAACACGGCUACAGAAGGAACCACAGCUGUUCCAACAACUGUAAGCAGCACAAGUGAAGCCAGAACCUCUACAACUGAAGUUACAAGUACAUCCACAGUUGCAGACAGAACAACCUCAACAAUUGGCAGCACGGAGUCCUCUACUGUCAGCAGCACUACCGCUGACGUCAUUUCAACAAGUACAGAACCUAGCACUACAAUUGAAACCAGCGCAACAACAAGCAGUACUGAAGCCAGCACAACAGCUACAGAAAACACCACAGCUGUUCCAACAACUGUAAGCAGCACAAGUGAAGCCAGCACCUUUAAAACUGAAGCUCUAUUUUCAUCCACUGUUGCAGACACAACAACCUCAACAAUUGGCAGCACAGAGUCCUCCACUGUCAGUAGCACUACCGAUGAAGUCACUUCAACAAGUACAGAACCUAGCACCACAAGUGAAACCAGCCCAACAACAAGCAGUACUGACGCCAGCACAACAGCUACAGAAAGCACCACAGCUGUUUCAACGACUGACAGCAGCACAAUUGAAACUAUAUUUACAUCAACAGUUGCAGACACAACAACCUCAACAAUUGGCAGCACGGAGUCCUCCACUGUCAGCAGCACUACUGCUGAAGUCACUUCAACAGGUACAGAUUCUAGCACCACAAGUGAAAUCAGCGCAACAACAAGCAGUACUGAAGACAGCACAACAGCUACAGAAAGCGCCACAGCUGUUUCAACAACUGUAAGCAGCACAAGUAAAGCCAGCACAUCUACAAUUGAAACUACAUUUACAUCCACAGUUGCAGACACAACAACCUCAACAAUUGGCAUCACGGAGUCCUCCACUGUUAGCAGCACUACCGCUGAAGUCACUUCAACAAGUACAGAACCUAGCACCACAAGUGAAACCAGCGAAACAACAAGCAGUACUGAAGCCAAUAUAACAGCUACAGAAAGCACCACAGCUGUUCCAACGACUGACAGCAGCACAAGUGAAGCCAGCACCUCUGCAACUGAAGCUACAUUUGUAUCCACAGUUGCAGACACAACAGCCUCAUUAAUCGGCAGCACGGAGUCCUCCACUGUCAGCAGCACAGCCACUGAACUCACUUCAACAAGUACAGAACCUAGCACCACAAGUGAAAUCAGCGCAAUAACAGGCAGUAUUGAAGCCAGCACAACAGCUACAGAAAGCACCACAGCUGUUCCAACAACUGUAAGCAGCACAAGUGAAGCCAGCACCUCUACAACUGAAGCUACAUUUAUAUCCGCAGUUGCAGACACAACAACCUCAACAAUUGGCAGCACGGAGUCCUCCACUGUCAGCAGCACUACCGCUGAAGUCACUUCAACAAGUACACAACCUAGCACCACAAGUGAAACCAGCGCAACAACAAGCAGUACUGAAGCCAGCACAACAGCUACAGAAAGCACCACAGCUGUUCCAACAACUCUAAGCAGCACAACAUUUGCAGCUAACACUUCUGCAACACACUUUCUUUCAACCUCUGUUGAAGAAGGAACGAGAACAACGCGUACAUCAGGAAGCAGUCCCGAAAGUAGUACCUCUGGAUUCACAACAACAACGGAAACGAUUUCGAGCACAACUAUAGUACCCUUAACUACGGUGUCAAUAGCAGAAUCCACUACAUUACACCCCUUUGGAUCCGCGGCAGGAGAUACAGAAGGUGGAGCGGGUGACGAUCUUUUGGUUGCUGUCCUGGACAACCCAAUAGGAGUCACGUGUGACUGCGUAGUUUCCAACAGAAUUUUUAUUUAUACCAAUGGAUACAUUACAUUUGAUUCAAACUAUGAAAGUCAAAAACCAGCCAACCUUAAACCAAACAGUGAUCCACAGAAAAUGGUGGCACCAUUAUGGUCAGAUGUUGACCUAAGUAUGGACUCAAAAAUCUGGUAUCAGCUGUACAACAAAUUUGGAUCUGCGAAUGUCUCCAAUGUAUUGACCGAAGUAAAGUCAAUAGUUGUGGAAAACUUCCGAGAUAGCAGUGUAGCUGGAUCCUUUGAGCCAAACACAGCACUUGUGGUCACUUGGGAAAAUGUGGUACAAUCUCCUGCACGGGAUCAUGCUCUACAGAAUGCUACCUUUCAACUCCUGUUGAUCAGUGAUGGAGUGACAACCUAUGCAGCAUAUUUAUUCAAAGCCAUGAACUUUCUGCCUCCAAAGCCAGCAAUGCUGGGUUACAAAUGUGGAAAUUCCCCAAGUAGCAUCUUCAACCAUCCAGGGUCCCUCACCAAUGCCAUAUAUGAUGAAGUCAUCAACAGCGGUGAUAAUGCUAAAAAUACCAAAGGGUUGUGGGUUUAUAAGCUGGACACUUGUUCAAGUUCUGCCAUAAACUACGUGGAGAGAUGCCAGAAUUGGAGAAUCACCACAGCCAAGGCAGAGCAGGAAUCAGUUACCCUGGCUCACUCACUGCUGGUAGCAUGCCCAUGUAACAUACAUCAGGUCAGGACGGACCCUCGCUUUAUUGCCAGCUCUGCAGAACCAGGCUGUUAUUUCAAAGUCCACUCCCCCACUGGAUAUACCUUUACUAGGAAAUGUUGCUACAGCAGUAGCUCAGCUGAGGGGCCCUUGUUGACAGGUGUGGCUGGCUCUGGCUAUAUUUACCUAUAUAACCCUCUAUUGUAUCCCUCCCUAUCACAGAGCUAUGACACAGUGCCAUACAACUGGUGCUGUGUUGAGGCAGGGCUCUGCAAUGUAUUUUUUGCCCAGAGGACAUCAGACAACUGCUUGAACUAUAGAUCACCAGAAAGGGGAGCCAGCUAUGGAGAUCCACAUAUAAACACUAUAGAUGGCCUGAAAUACACGUACAAUGGUCUCGGUGAAUACACCAUGCUUGAAGUCAAAAACAUUUCUAGUAAAUCGACCAUUUUUGAGCUACAAUCCCGUACAACAUUAGCACAAAGUAUAACUGGUGCUGAUGUCCAUGCCACUAUAUUCAGUGCUUUUGCUGCAAGAGGAGAGCACAAUGUCACUGCCCAAGUUGAAGUCAACCUGGAAAAAAAUGGUAUAAUUGUGUAUUGUAAUGGGCUUGAUGUCACCAAUGAGUUCUACAGUGAUACCAGUUACCUAUGUUCCUUGAACAAUAAACUUCGACUCUCUAGAUAUCAUGCUGGCAAUCAUUCAGUGCUGAUUCUUUUCCCUUCAGAAAUAGCUUUACAAAUAUCAUAUGAAGUCCAAAUGCUGGAUUUGAAUAUCCUCAUUCCAAAGUCUUUAUCAAUCAAGACCGAAAACGGAGGACUUUUGGGAAAUAUUAAUGAUGACCCCACAGAUGAUUUGACCUUGAGAAAUGGAACAGUGAUGUCAGAACGUUCCAGUGAAAAGGAAAUAUACUACAACUUUGGAGAAUCUUGGCGGCUAGAUUGUGCCAAUUCCAUUUUUACCUAUAGAGUUGGAGAAAAUUGUGGGAUGUUUCAAAACAGCAGUUUUACGCCAAUCUUUCUGGAAGAUUUCAAUGCUACGUUGAUUGAGAAAGCAAAUGAGACAUGUAAGGGGGAUGCUGGCUGUCUUUAUGAUUACCUUGCUACCAAUAAUAAGGAUAUAGCAGAGAAUUCUAAGAACAUCCUUGAAGCUUUAGAACUGAGGAAACUACAAGCAGCUAACACAGCUCCUGAAAUAACGGGGGCUCUGCUUGUCAAUGCCACAAUAGGACAGCCUCUAAUACUUGUGGUACAGGCCACUGACUCAGAUGGAAACUUGGUCACUGCAGUGAGCCCAGAUAGUAAUUCUACUGGGAAGGGCACUGCCAACAUAUCCUACACAUAUCUUCCUACAACGGAUGACCAACAAAUUAGUUUCUGGGCUGUUGACAAUGCAGGAUCUGCCUCUAACACUCUCACAGUGAUUAUCGUCAAAUGUUCUGGCUGUUCUGGUAAUGGAACCUGUGACUUUGAUCACCCAAAACCAACAUCAACACCCAACCAGUUUACUGCACCUUGCAUCUGUAACAUUGGUUAUGAAGGUAUUGACUGCUCCGUGGACGUGGAUGGUUGUCAUGACAACCCGUGUCAGCCCCCUUUUAUAUGUACAGAUAACUCCCCGACAGAUCACAACAACACGGGGGUGGCCUUCCAGUGCAGUGCUUGUCCAGUCGGCUACAAGUAUGGCAAUGAGAGGAAAUGUGUGGAUGUAGAUGAAUGUAGCAGUAGCAGUCAAUGCUCUGACCACCAGAUUUGUACAAAUGUUCUUGGGUCCUUCAGCUGUAGCUGUGAGCCAGGGUAUCGUACUGAUGUCAACCAGAACCAGGCCUGUCUUGAUGUGAAUGAGUGUUUUGAACAAACAAGUGGAUGUCAACAACUCUGUAACAACACAGAUGGAAGUUAUAAUUGUUACUGCAGAGAGGGGUACAGUCUGAACUCAGAUAACAAAAUGUGCCAAGCAGAUGCUGUAAGCCCUACUUGUUCAGCACAUAAUUGUUCACAUUCCUGCACACUGGAAUCUGGGUCUCCAAAAUGUCACUGUGAUGAGGGAUAUACUCUGGCACAAGAUGGGAAAAGUUGCAAUGAUAUAAAUGAGUGUGCAGAACAAACCAGUAAGAAAUGUCCUCAAAUUUGUACCAACACAGUGGGAGGUUUCUCCUGUAGCUGCUAUCCUGGCUUCCAGCUGAUGUCUGAUCAAAAAUCCUGCACAUCUUGUGAUGCUGUUCAUUGGGGUGUGAACUGUAACCAGUCAUGUGACUGUACCCAGCAUGCAUUAUCUUGUGAUCCAAAGUUUGGCUGUCAGUGUAAGGGGGGAUGGACAGGGACCCACUGUGAGACCAAUAUCAAUGAGUGUCAGGAUGGGGGUCCAUGCGGGGGACUGGAAAAUUGUGUGGACACUCCUGGGUCAUAUGUUUGUCAGUGUAAAGCGGGUUACCAAAGGAAUGACACCUCAGGAGAUUGUAAAAACAUUGACGAAUGUUCGGAGUCUCUGUAUAACUGUACAGACACAGAGGUAUGUCUUGACACUCUAGGAAGCUACAGAUGUGAUUGUAAAUCUGGCUACCAAAGGGAUGCAACUGGACAGUGCCAAGAUGUGAACGAGUGUGACUUACAGAUAGAUCAAUGUAAUCAUCAUUGUAUCAACACCGAGGGGAGUUACAACUGUAAAUGUAACAUAGGGUACACGCUGCAGGAUGACAGAAGAAGCUGUAUAUUGUCCUCCAAUCCCUGUGAAGGAGCCACCAUUACUUGUGAUAACAAUUUAGGAGGAUGUACAAAACACAGCUGUGGAUCACCAUACUGCUUCUGUAACCAAGGCUAUAAAUUUAAUCAAACAUCCAGAAAUUGUACAGACAUUGAUGAAUGUGCCGAGUCUGUAGAUGGCUGCUCAGAAGUUUGUAACAACACAGAAGGGGGAUUCUUUUGUUCUUGUUCAGCAGGGUCUUCCCUCCUGGCAGAUAAGAAAACAUGUCAGAGUUGCAACAAGACAGACAGAUGGGGAAGCUCUUGUGAGAACCAGUGUAGUUGUGGAGCAGGUGCAUUGUUCUGUGACUCUGUGAUUGGCUGUGUUUGUGGCACUGGCUGGACAGGCUCAGACUGCUCUGUAGACAUCAACGAGUGUCACAACGACUCGACUAACAACUGUGGACCAAACUCUAACUGUGUAAACCGAGAGCCGUCCUACAUCUGUCAGUGUGAGAGUGGAUACACUAAAGUCUCUAACAGUCAGACAGAGUGUACAGAUAUUGAUGAGUGUGCGACCAAUCAGCAUGACUGUUCCCAGCGCUGUCAGAAUAUCAUGGGAAGUUUUAGCUGUGCGUGUAAUGAAGGAUUUCAACUGGAUAAUAACAACAAAACAUGCACAAAUGUUGAUGAGUGUACACUACAGACCGAUGACUGCCAACAGAUUUGUGUGGACACUUCAGGAAGGUACCACUGCAAGUGUAAUCCAGGCUUUGAUCUGGCUGAGGACCUUUUCACAUGUAACAAAGACCCUACUUAUGAUCCUUGUAAUGCCAAUGGUCAGCCUAAGGAGUGCUCCUAUGCCUGUAGGAUCUCGAACGGAAGUCCUGAAUGUUACUGUGACUCCAACUCACGACUCAACCCCAGUGACAACAGAACUUGCAUUGCUUUGGACAAUAAAAUUGUGAUCAACAUGACAACAGACUACCCAUUUAAUAGUGACCUCCUUCUUUCCUCUAGCACCACUUAUAAAAACACCAAGAAAGACUUUGAGGAUUCUUUGACGAAUAUAUUCAGGGGAAUUCCUGGUUUAGUAAAUAUAAUAGCAAUCGUUACAAAAUUUCGGACUGGCGAAGUACAAGCGGGCGACACAACAGUUGAGUUCUACCUAGUACUGCAACAAGACAAAACAUCAAAUGAUAUCACCAAUGUAAGCCAGGCAUUGGUCAAUCUUCGUAAGACCCAAAUCACUGUGUCCACCGCCCAAUACAACCUAUUAAAGGAAGCCACUAUUGGAUCUAGUCAAGAACCAGCUAUCUGUGUUCUGUGUCCAGAUUCCUGUUAUUAUAUCAAUGAGACGGAUUAUCUGUGCAGGCCUUCUUUUGAUGAAGACAAGACUCUGACCGUCCAACUGUCCUUGGAGAAAACUUUCGAGCCUCAUCUAAGUAACUCACGUACACUGGGAUUUAGGCAGUACGCUGACAAGAUUUCUUCUUCAUUGAGAAGAAUUCUGUCCUCUCCAAAUUUAAUGGAUAUUUUCAUCCAAGAAUUCAGAGAGCUUUCGGGAGGUACAACUGAGAUCGCUGUAUUGCUGUUCAUGAAUACUACUAUAACGGAGGCUAACACAAGGACAGUCGCACUAGAGCUGUAUGACAAUGUGGACAAGAAGAACUGCUUGACAGUGGAGACCAGUUGUAUCAAACUCAGGAAUCAAACCUACAUAGGGAACAGUACUAGUCUUGUUGCAGUUAUCUGCUAUACCUGUUCCAAACAACAGAUCUGUGUAUCAGAAACAAACAACUACCGCUGUGUAGAAGCACCAUCUACAACAGUUACCAACCCUGCACAGACAGAAGAGCCAUCUAACACUGACCUUAUUUUCGGCCUGGCCUUGGGAUUACCCCUGGCACUCAUUCUAUUCCUGAUAAUCUCUAUACUGGUAUACCUUCUGUAUCGUAGACAGGGGAGAUCCUAUUCAUAUUCAGAUACUUCAUCGGUGGAUCCGUAUCACUUAAGAGAAGCCUUUGGCUCAAACAUUCUGGGACACAAAACCAUCAAUGUUGGUGGUGGUUUAGGGGUGGGUGCGUUUAGAGCCUUGCCAGAUGGUCAGCAGGAAGAAGAUAUUAUAGAUUCACAGAAGCAUCAGGAGGAAAUAGAGGAGGGACCAGACAAAAACAGGAGCCAAGAACAGGAAAUUGACAGCUCAACAGACAAUUCACAUUCUGAUGCAAUGAGCGAUGACCAACCUCGGUCCUCCAAGGUUUCUUUUGAUUCCGUUUUUCAUGUCAUUGACCCAAAAGAAGAGAAAUCAACGGAAAACAGAGAGUAUUUUAGAGCCUUGUCAGAUGCUCAGCAGGAAGGAGAUAUAGAGUCUCAGAGACAUCAGGAGGAAAUCGAGGAGGAAUCUGACAAUAACGGGAACCAAGAACAGGAAAUUGAGAGCCCCACAGACAAUUCACAUUCUGAUACAAGGAGAGAUGACCAACCUCUGUCCUCCAAUGUUUCUUUGGAUUCCCUUUAUUAUGUCCUUGAACCAAAAAAAGAGUUUCGGAAAGAUCAACCUUCGGAUAACGAGACACCCGUAGCACCUGAUCAUGUUCAGGAAGACUCUGGGUCCGAGGCUUAG
Messenger RNA from Saccostrea cuccullata (small rock oyster), 17946 nucleotides. RefSeq names its product pneumococcal serine-rich repeat protein-like. The annotation marks the transcript as partial. The transcript has 51 exons. Gene Ontology annotation, biological process: cell-matrix adhesion. The record is from RefSeq and is a predicted model, not a curated record. Gene Ontology annotation, molecular function: calcium ion binding. Lineage: Eukaryota; Metazoa; Mollusca; Bivalvia; Ostreida; Ostreidae.